AUGGAGGCUCCAAGCUCAGAGAAGCCUCUUCAUGACCCCGACCUCACUCAGAUACAAUGGGACGACCCCCGAGAAAAACGGAAUCCGCAGAACUGGCCACUAUGGAAGAAGCUCUUCCAUACAGUCGUGCCAUGCAUUCUCGCGUUUGUGAUUACCUUUGGAACAUCCGUCAACGAAGCAGCGUUAGGAAUACUUGCGAGGAAGUUCGAGGUAUCCCGAACAGUAUCCAUGCUCACUCUCACCCUAUACACGCUCGGUUUGGCAUUCGGGCCGCUAUGUAUCGCACCAUUGUCAGAGAUUGUCGGCCGCCGCUGGGUCUAUAUCAUCACCUCAUCGCUUCUGUUAGCUUUCAGUGCGGGCGCCGGGGCUGCAAAUAAUUUCGCAACUCUCCUCGUAUGCCGCGGGUUGGCUGGAUUCUUUGGGUCCGCUGGAGUAGCGGUUGGUGCAGGAACCCUAGCUGACAUCUGGUGUCUGGAGGAGGAAGGCGGUCUUGCAUCCUUAUUCUUUAUUUUGGGUCCAUUCUUAGGGCCCACAAUGGGUCCUCUUGCAGGCGCCUACGUUCUCCAGGACCAUAAUAACAACUGGAGAUGGACACAGUGGGUGAUGGCGAUCCUCUGCGCGCCAGUGUGGAUAGGCACAGUCCUGAUGAGAGAAACCCUGAAGGAGAAAAUUUUGGCCAAGUCAAAUCUUCCAGACAAAGCUAUAUUGCAGAACAGUAAGCCUACACUGGGUCAGAUCCUCACUGUUGGGCUUGGAAGGCCUGUGAAGAUGUUGUGCACUGAGAUCAUUGUUUUCUCGUUGACUCUGUACACUGCGUUUGCCUACGCGAUGAUCUUCAGCUAUUUCGCCAGCUCAUCAUAUGUCUUGAGCAUAUACUAUGGGUUCAACUGGCAGCAAAUCGGAUUGAGCUUUAUCAGCGUCAUCGUCGGAUACAUUCUCGCGGCUUUCAUGUUUGGAGUGUUCGAUAAGACUCUUUAUGCCAAGGCACGAGAAGCGGGUGGUGGUACUGCCGCUCCAGAGCAUCGUCUCUAUUCAGCGAUCGUAGGCGGCAUUUUAUUGUCUAUUGGGUUAUUUUGGUAUUCCUGGGAGGCCCACGAUGGUGGUCACUGGGCUGCGCUUGUCUGUUCGGGAAUUCCCUUUGGAAUAGGAGCUUUCUCCCUUUUCCUGUCUACUAUCACCUAUCUCGUUGAUGUCUACAAAGCCCGAGCCGCAGCCUCAGGUGAGAAAUCAUGUCUGGAUGCUGCGCUGUUCCCUGUGUAUCUGCCGUACUGA
This is a messenger RNA of Aspergillus lentulus, 1272 nucleotides long. RefSeq names its product putative MFS polyamine transporter. The record is from RefSeq and is a predicted model, not a curated record. Lineage: Eukaryota; Fungi; Ascomycota; Eurotiomycetes; Eurotiales; Aspergillaceae. Gene Ontology annotation, cellular component: plasma membrane. Gene Ontology annotation, biological process: spermine transport; transmembrane transport; spermidine transport. Gene Ontology annotation, molecular function: spermine transmembrane transporter activity; spermidine transmembrane transporter activity.